This is a messenger RNA of Sparassis crispa, 1206 nucleotides long. RefSeq lists its product as hypothetical. The coding region runs from base 1 to 1206 and encodes 401 amino acids. Lineage: Eukaryota; Fungi; Basidiomycota; Agaricomycetes; Polyporales; Sparassidaceae. The record is from RefSeq and is a predicted model, not a curated record. The transcript is spliced from 2 exons.
AUGACCAACUACUCCGAGUCGUCCCAGCGCGUUCAUUCUCCCCCUUCUUCGUUUGUGGGCACGUCCGAGAAUUUUGACUCCUCGUCCCCUUCCCGUCAGCAAUGGCCUCGGAGCCACAAGCUCUACAUCCUCGACCCUGAGCCAGCCACCGCAUGCCAACCCACCCCUGCCAUCGGCUGCCCCAUCGACCACCGCAUCCCCCGCGACCCCUCCACGGCACAGGAUAUCAAGUCAGAGCCCAACAACCCGGACUUUAGGUUCAUUUUCGAGCUCGCACCACUAUCCCCGCCUCAAGAGACCUCCUGCUCUCCGCUGGUAGACGUACCAGUGAGAGCGAAAUGGGCUUCCCCCACCAUGCGCACGAUGAUGGGGGCCUUUCGCCUUGAUCCCUUCGCAAUGCAUGACGGUCACAGCAUGGCCGUUGUGGCAGUGCCCCCCAUUGAGGUCGGGCCCCUCACCGAGGAGCCAGUUGUAGUGGAGUUCCAGGUCUACCUGGAGCACCCCCUUGUCCCCCAGUCCCCGGAGCCUGACGACCAGUACACCCGCGACCGCAUGUCUAUGCGCGAUCAUUCCCUUUCGGGUCACCUCCUGUCGCCAGCGUCAAGCGUCCAUUGGGACACAUACAACGCGCUCGGCGACGAUCGCGAGUUACUUUUCGGCGACACGUACUUCGAGUAUCCCCCUAGUCCGGUGGCCUCGCCCUGCCCGUUAUUCGCGUCCAUCAUGACCCCGGUGCAGAGCCUUCAGUGGGGAGUGCAGUACGGCGCGGAUGCAAGUGUCCCAUUUCUGACGCACUGGCGAAUAGGAGGUGGCAGAGUCUCGCGGGCGAGCAUUUGCAGCAGCAACAGCAACAACAGCUCGGGCAGGGACAUGACUGUGGGUCUCACUCCGUCUAGCCCUCGCAACAUGUCUCCGCACCUGCCUCUCCCGCAUCCCAUCACGCGCCACCUGUGCAUACAUACUAGUCCAUCCCUGCACCCUACGUCCUCGCUGCCCACAAGUUCCGCGUCCUCGUUCGCAUCGGCCCUCGGCGCGCCCGACGGCUCGUUGCCUGCCUCCGUGGAGAACACAUGGUCCCGCCAUCGGAUGAUGGCUGAAUGUUCUCGUAGCAGUGCAGGGCGCCGCGAUGGCUCCCUUUCUGGGUACCUAGGGUGUAGGCCAUGCCCUCGGAGCAAGCAGUUUGGCUCCACACAACAGAGUGAUUAG